Triplophysa rosa is the source of this 5251-nucleotide messenger RNA. RefSeq names its product calcium channel, voltage-dependent, gamma subunit 4b (gene cacng4b). Gene Ontology annotation, biological process: positive regulation of synaptic transmission, glutamatergic; neurotransmitter receptor transport, postsynaptic endosome to lysosome; transmission of nerve impulse. The record is from RefSeq and is a predicted model, not a curated record. The transcript is spliced from 4 exons. NCBI's taxonomy places the organism in Eukaryota, Metazoa, Chordata, Actinopteri, Cypriniformes, Nemacheilidae. Gene Ontology annotation, molecular function: voltage-gated calcium channel activity; channel regulator activity. The coding region runs from base 257 to 1225 and encodes 322 amino acids. Gene Ontology annotation, cellular component: AMPA glutamate receptor complex; voltage-gated calcium channel complex; postsynaptic density membrane.
AAAAGAGGGGUUUGGUUAUGGCAAACGGACACGGUGAUGGCCAAAACUCCACAUAAAGCAAACGUGAUGGGUGAGCUCAGAGGGGCUCGCUAUAUAAACAGCAACAUGUGGAGGAGAUGCGCUCAAGUUUCCUGACACGCGGGAUGCGAUGAUCAGAUCUGAACAAAAGAGCGCAAAUGGUACCCAAAACAUGACGCGCUCCUGCGCUUGAGCGGCGCGUGGAUUAUUGUCGCUGUUGUUACUAAUAUGAGUGGCCAUGGCUUGGCGUGACCGUGGAGUUCAGAUGCUGCUGGCCACCGUCGGGGCUUUUUUGGCGUUUAGUUUGAUGAGCAUCGCCAUCGGGACCGACUAUUGGCUUUAUUCUCGGGCUUAUAUCUGUAACGCCACCAACACCACGGCGGACGAGACGCAGACGCAACCCAAGAAAGUCCGCGGAGAUCUCACGCACUCCGGGCUUUGGAGGAUCUGCUGUAUUGAAGGUCUCAACAAAGGAAGUUGUUACAGAAUCAAUCAUUUCCCUGAUGAUAAUGAUUAUGACACAGACAGCUCUGAAUAUCUCCUACGUAUCGUGCGUGCCUCCAGUAUGUUCCCCAUCCUCUGUACCAUUCUACUGAUGCUGGGGGGUCUGUGUGUCGGGGUGAGCCGUAUCUACAGCAAGAGGAACAACAUAUUACUGAGUGCUGGGAUACUGUUCGUGGCAGCAGGUCUGAGCAACAUCAUCGGCAUAAUCGUCUACAUCUCCAGCAACGCCGGAGACCCCAGCGACAAGCGGGAUGAGGACAAGAAGAACCAGUAUAACUACGGCUGGUCUUUCUACUUCGGCGCGCUCUCGUUCAUCGUGGCCGAGGCCGUGGCCGUUCUGGCCGUCAACAUAUACAUCGAGAAGAACAAAGAAGUACGUUUCAAAGCGCACCGAGAGUUCAUCAAGUCUACCUCUUCUUCUUCUCCGUACUCCCGCAUGCCCAGUUUCCGCUACCGCAGACGGCACUCGCGCUCCAGCUCUCGUUCCUCUGAAGCUUCUCGCGAGGCGUCACCCGUGGGGCUCAAGAUGAUGAGCUCAGCGCCUUUAGGAGAAAUUAACAUGUACACGUUGACAAGAGAUCCCCUCAAGUCAGGGACGGACAGCUCGUACAGCCCUGACCACGAUUCUGGAUUCCUCCAAGUGCACAACUGCUUUUCCAAAGACCUUAAUGACGGUGUCAACAGGAGGACAACGCCCGUAUGAGGCUACAAAUUGGAGAACCGUUUGGUAAGGAUAGCCAGUUGGGGUCGGUGGCCUGUGACAGAUGCCGGAGGAAAGGAUUCUCAUCGGUGCAGCCAGUCAAGAAAUGGCACGGCUCGUUGGUGAAGGAGAAGCACUGUGUUAAGAAGAACAGAUUUGGUUUUGGAUUGCUGGUGUGUGUUUUGGAGAAUGUUGGGAAUCUUUUGAGAAGUUGGAAAUUCUCAGAGACUCUUUGAGACUAGACGUGAAGCGAACGGUCUUCGAACGAUACAGCAUUUAAACUUCAUAUAAGCCACUCAAUGACUCUGUCGAUAAAUAUAUUUUGCGUUUGUCAGUACAGUGCCAUACUCCUAAUGUAUACCGAUAUGAAAAUGACUUAUGAAUUAUUUGGUGCUAAUGUUGGCUCACAGCUGAAGCCUUCCCCUCCAAGUGUGUUUAGCUCGAACCCGAGUUGAAUACUGAACGUCUUUGCACAUGUCCUGAUGUUUGUAGCCAUAGUUGUCUAGUCCUCAUUGUGCCUAUCAGCUUGGCAGUGCUCACACUUACUCUAGAGCCACUUUCAAACAGCUGCAGAGUUUCUCGGUUUGUGUCGUUGUAAAACUACUGUAGGAGUAUUAGUUAAAGGUGUUGUGAGUGAUCCUCAGACGUAUCCACUGAAGUACACAUGCGUUUUGCUUUUUGUGUAGUAGAUCGAACUGUUUUGAUCUUCUUGUGUCCCAUAUUUUGGCUGCCCUUACAAGAGGAAAUAGAUUGACCAGCAGAAAGUUGGCUCAAAGUAAAAAAUUUUAAGCUGCUUACAAAUUCUAGGGAGUCACACAGAUGGAAGUGAUGUUUUAUAACACAUGUUACAGUGAUAGGUAUCUAUAGAAAAUCACUUACAGCACCUUUAAUUUGUAAAUGUUCACUGGCUAAGGGAUUCACGAUUGUUAUUGUACACACUGCUGAAAAAGACCGGUUUAGACCAGUGGGAAUUUCCAUGUCUGUGUAUUCUGGUUUAUGCUGGUUGUUGCUGGUCUAGCUGGUUGACCAGGAUAGUCUGGUGAAACUUGUUGAUGAAGGAACACUCCUAAAAAUAAAGGUGCUUAAAAAGUUCCUCACAGCGAUGCCAUAGAAGAACCAUUUUUCUGGUUCCACAAAGAAGCAUUCAGUGUACGGUUCUUUAAAGAACCAUCUCUUUCUUCGUUUUUUAUAAUCUGAAGAACCUAUUUUUGCCACAAAGAACAUUUUGUGAAACACAAAGGUUCUUCAGAUGUUAAAGGUAGGGAUGCACCGAUAUGUAAUUUUUUGUCGAUAACCGAUAAUUAUUUAACAUUGGAAGCCGAUAAUCGAUAUAUUGGCCGAUAUACAGUAUCUAAAUAUUAAUAUGACAUUUUCUGAGACUGAAAAAAAGGCAAAAAAAGUGGACAACUGCUUUUAUUUGAAACAUUCACUGUAGAAAACAAGGUUAAAAAUCAUUAAUUCUCUUUUCCCCCCGAAAAUCAUGUACCAAACCUACUUUUAGGGUUGGGAAUCGAAAAUCAAUUCCAAUUUGGAAUCGGAAUCGAAAGGCUAGGAAUCGGAUCGGAAUCGAAAGGAAUAGGAAUCGGAUACUUGAGAUUAAAAUUUGAAUUCCUCUUAUCAAUCCCUGUGUGCAUACUUUCAGAAAAGUACAUGCGUUGCAUGAUCUGCUGAUAUCUCAAUAAAAGCCCUUAUGAAAAUUAUCGAUAUUUUUUACUAUAGUGAGCAUAGUUUAGCUAUAGAAUUUGCAUUAAAGCACAGGAAUCACAAAUUAACCAUUGUUGCAUUAUGGUAACUGCAGUUUAACCAUGAUGUAGUUCAACCAUGAUAAUACAAAUUGUAAUAAAUCAGAAAAGGUGUGUUUCUAUGUGUAAAUAUACACAAAACGGUGCUCAUAAAUAUAUAAAUAUAUUUUGCAAACAAGUCAAUAAGCAGGCUAAAUGACCAUACAGGUUGAUAUCUAAAUGUUUUACUUCAACUGUGGAAUCGAAACUGGGAAUCGAUAAGAAUCGAAAUCGAUAAGCAGAAUCGGAAUUGGAAUCGAUAAAAUUGAAACGAUUCCCAACCCUACCUACUUUACACUAGUGAAAGAUUCUUUAACUUUUAAACUUUUCUGGUAUAAUGUUUACUAAAUAAUCAAAUGAUAGAUGUUCUUCCAGAGCAACCCAGAAAAGUGUUCUUAGCCACGAGUCUAACAGGUCUCAAGACAGAAAGCAUUCAGACAGCAGUCUGAUUCAAACAAAAUGCUUUUGUUCCUAUAAUUUACACAUUCGUAAAUCUCUACAUAAUGUAGGCCUACCUACUGUACAUCAACAAUGUUUUACACUGCUAACAGCAGUAAGUGAAUGAUCAUGACAGAAAGACAGUGCUGUACUGGGUUUUAACUGUGAGCUGAGUACGAUAACAUUAAAACUGACCAUUUAUCGGUCAAUACCGAUAUAGCCGAUAAUUGAUCAUGCAUCCCUAGUUAAAGGUUCUUUAUGGAACCAAAAGGUUCUUCUAUGGCAUCGAAGAACCUUUUGAAGCAACUUUUUUAAGAGUGAAGUCUUGGUUUACGUAAAUCGGUAUUGGCAACCAAUGUUACCUCUCUAUUGAGACAUAUUUCAGAGUAAAGCAGGUCAUACAGUAAGAAUUUUAAAUUUGCGUUAGAUACAAUGUUAGUUAUUGAUGAAUUAUUUUCUUUAGCAUAAUUUGUGCUGGUAAAUGAUGCGCAAUAAGAGCAUCAUCAUAAGUCUGUUGACUUAAACUUGAUACAAAGUCUGUUGGAGAUAUUAGUGUCUUAUUCUGGGGACCAUCGUCCAAGAAACAUAUGAUCACCAAUGGUUGGUGGUCUCUUCAGCAGGGCAGAUCCACAGUACUCAACACAUUGACAUGUGACUACGGUGGUCAACAAUCAACAGUCAGUAGUUAACCAGCCAGUGUUGUUUCCUCCCAUUGUGAAUCUGUCAAAGAGUGAUGUUGUAUAAUCUCUGCCGAAGUUUAACUUCUUCUUGGUAUUUGUCUGAAUGUGGGUUAAACAUAGCCACGCCUUCUCGCGAAUUUGAGUGAUGGCCGUGUUGCGUCUGAAUGGACCACCACUGGGGAUCUGACAUUGUGUGAGUCCACUGAUAAAAGGAUGCUGAGAAAUGUCAGACAUCAGGAAAUGAAAGACCAUUUUUGGAGUUGGUCAGCCCAGAGAAGCGUCUCAGAGACAGCUGAUAAAUAUCUAGACGAGAGCAGCAUUAGAGACAUCAGUGUGGCCGAUCCAGCCCUUUAGAAGACCAUUCAAAGUGUCUUACCCUCACCAGAGCCUUACGCCUGGAGUUGACAUCAUAACCUUCUCCCCUCCUUUGUUUCAUCUCCGUCCCGUGUCCAGGCUCCUUCGUGGAAAGUCAGUUUUCCAACAGUGGUCUCGGAAGAUUUCAUUAUCCGCACGAGUGGUCAAAUUCAUGUCGCUAAAAUUGUUUCCUCAGCUGGAGGAAACAGCUAGCUGUAUAUAUCUGGUAGGUGUGUGACUAAAUCAAAGCAUUUACUGCCACACGUUUUCUUAGUAAAGCCAUUAUGACCUGAGCUUUAAGCCAUGGCUUUGUAGAGCGGUGUGUGAUGGGUAGGUGUAAAUGUUUGCAUGUUUUUCUUUACCCCAUUCACUUUGUGCUUUUAACAGUAUUAUUAACAGAUGGAUCUCACUGCCAAGCAUCAAGCACUAUAAAUUCCUGUAAUGUUCUCUCUGUUCAUGGAAGGCAUUUAGCCAUUUUCUUGAUUUAAUAAUGUUGAUCUCAGUAUUUCUCUGUACCACAGAUGAUGUCAACAUAUCGUUGCUCACCUAAAUAAAGUAAACCGGGGUGUGUUGUCUCGCUCGUGUAUUUGUGAUUUGUUAUGUGUCUGGUGUGUUUUGCAGAACAAGUGCAAUGCAGAAAUUGAUUUCAAACUCAUUUUAAACAGUAUUUUGUCUUCUUUUCCAGUUGUAAUAUAUCCAAACGGGUUAAAUGGCUUUGGUAAGGUCACGUAAACAACAGAAAUUUGUGUUAAAUAUAAUGUUAUUACACAUUGAAG